This is a messenger RNA of Electrophorus electricus (electric eel), 2430 nucleotides long. RefSeq names its product family with sequence similarity 47 member E (gene fam47e). Gene Ontology annotation, cellular component: chromatin. The record is from RefSeq and is a predicted model, not a curated record. Gene Ontology annotation, biological process: transcription initiation-coupled chromatin remodeling. Lineage: Eukaryota; Metazoa; Chordata; Actinopteri; Gymnotiformes; Gymnotidae.
UUGGUAACGGGAGCGAAUCUAAGGAAUGCACCAAGUAGACUAAUUAAACAUUCAGCAUGCAUCCGUUUUGACGUUAGUUGUUAAUCGCUAUAUUACAUAUUAGCAUGUCAUGCGCGCCCGUAAAUUUAUUUCCAGUAUGUGCUGUUUGAUUUUCCUGAUGUUUUUAAAAUCACUUAAUAUCUCAAACAAUUCUAUAUCUAAUGGGCUAAAGGGUGCGCUCAAUUUUGCAAUGAGGUUGACGCAAGAAGAUCGAAUUGUCCUACUUAGAGGGUAUGAACCGAGAAGCCGCCAGUAAACAGAGCUUCACUUCCCAGCUUGCUUAUGAUUUCAAGGCUUUAUUCACUUCCAUGUACACCGUAUACAUGGCCACCGUUGGCAAUAUAGUGGUUGAAUUGCCAUAACUUAUACUUGAGCUUCUUUCUUUACUGGUUUACUAGUUUUUCUUUAAAUAUAAUUCAGUAUUGCUUAACAAAGUGAGCAGCAGUUACUUUCUGAACUACGCACUGAAGUCACGAAGUUACACAGUUCGACUCCUGUUAGCGUAAAGAAAUAACUGUGCAGCUCAUGCUUUGAAAAUACAUGAUUAUUUAUGGUUAUUACAAAUGUGUAAACCCUCAGCCAAGCAAGUAAAAAAUAUUUUAGCACUUUUUUUUUAAAUCAUAGUGCUCCCCCUAGUGGUAAAUUUAGGAGAUAGAGUCCGUGUUAGGACACCAUAGCAACAAGUGUUUGGUUCGUCCGAAUAGAGAAAAUUGGACAGAGAAAAUUGAAGAGAGAAAAGUUUUAGAGCAGUCACCAGCUAUAUGGAAUCAACCGAUAUUUGGACCAUACAAUAUAAGACUAUAAACUUAGACAGAAAUAGGAAAAAAGAUGACUGACAGAAAAUUACAUAUUGAAUCCAGAGAGAGCACUCCUCUGCAUCCUUGGUAUAAGGAACGGUUACGCACACAGUUUCUCAAGGAUCCGGUUACGAAGCAGCGGCUUUCUGGGGCCCUCGAUGGAGGCCGAAGGCGUUUUUUGAACGCAGGUGUCGGUGGUUUUAGCGAUAGGUAUCCAAUUUCCUGCGCAGAAACUUCCUUUGAACCUGAGCGCGGAACUGCCCCUAUCAUUUUUGGCUUGUCGAACCAGGCAUGUCCUGGCAGGCUACCUCAGCGCUUCACCAAACAGCAAAUCUGCUUCUCGAAACAAAACCGCCUGAGCCAAGAGCGACGCCAGUACGUGGAAGCGGUGGAGCACAGACUGAAAACGCACCCGCUGGCUCUGUACCCCUAUUUAGAAAGUGGCAUGACACCCGAGCUGUUUGACGAUGUAUUGUCUGUCCUGGACCCGGAAAUUCAUGUUAAAAGGGAACGAUCUGUUACCUCUUCUAAGAAACAAGAGAAGCGUAUUGAAGAGAAUGUAGCACCAUGUGAAGGCCUUACCCAAGAACCUUCAACAGAGACAAAACCAUCGAUCAGCACGGCUUCUAGGAAUCCCUAUAAAUGGAAAGAUGUGAAGGAGACCCAUGCCAACGAGAAGCAGCUUGCCAGUGUUAAAGACCUGUAUUCACCAUCUCAGGAUGAAGACCUCAAGAAAGUGACCAAGCUAUUUUGUGACUGGGCUUCCUCUUUGGGGAGAGAAACCGGCAGCUUAACAGAGUCCGCUAUCUUGAACCUGUUUGGCAAUGGCUAUGAAAAGAAACCUGCCUUAACAUUCCCUAUUCAAGUGUUGGAACCCAGCCAAAUACCAAAGGAACUUCGCACCACUGGCGAAUACAUGCAUAAAGACAGCACCCACAGUGCUCAGCUGGACUUGAAGUUUAAGGUGUGUGCUCCCAGUGUGAAGACCACAUAUGGUGCAUGGUAUUUGGAUCCUAAAACAUGGAAGAAGCGACCUGCUGAUGAGCUGCUGAGAGACCAUUCAGUGACCAAAGACCUGGACCGCACAGAGCAGCCCACGGAGAAGGAUGAAGAACUGAAACAGAUUCAUGGGGCUCAGGCCUUCAAGCAGUUUAUCAUCACUAAGGGACUAAGAAUGCCUAGGUUUCUCAGUUCCCUGUUCUUGGAAGAGGACCAGGAGUGCAGCACUAGAGGGACAGACAAGACACGUUCAGCAUCGACACGCAAGGGGACAGUCAUGCUUUAAUUAUAUCUCAGCCACUAUUCCUGUGUGGUACAGCUGAGCUGUAGUUGAAAGGAAGGAUUAUUAAAAGGACAAUUAUGAGUUAAAUUAAGACAAGUAAUCCUGUUUCUCUUUUGAACAGUUCUGUACAAUAGACCGUCCACAUGCUGGUAAUGUACUUUGAUGUCAUUUUCACUGAUUAAAUGAAGAAUUUAAAUAGAAGACCAAGAAUUCUUUGCCUUGACUAGUUCUUCAGUUUUGAUUUCAGAUGAAACAUUUUUAAUGUGCCAUUCUUGAUGGGAAAGUUUAGAAAUCACGUUUUAUGUUAAAAUA